UUGCCAGACCAUGUAUUACUGAUAAAUUUCAGAAGUUGGUAUUCCUAGUUUAUACUCUUGUCCCCUGAGCUGCUUUAAGUCUUGUCAUUAUUUGAAAAGCUUCAUUAGUAUUGUGUAUAAAAAAGAAAUCUGUUUGGAACAGUCAAAAGACCUCGACCGACUGCUCGGGAGGCGUUUCUGUGUCGCCCCGUCCGCAGCCUUCGGAUCCACGCCGUCGCUUCGCUGGGGCUCUGCAGAGUAGAGGCUGCGCUCGCAACAGACUACGCCGAGGAAUGCGCUGCGAGAAAUGUGCAAAAUCAAACACUUGUAGGCCUCCUCGCACUCGAAAGUGUUUUCUCGUGCGCCUGUGCUGAGGCGAAAGAGUUCCUCACUCGAGUCGGUCGGCGAGCGACUUUUCUCGGACACAUUUCUACUCCUUCAUUUGUUAUUCAUUUAGGCAUUUGCAGGAAAACACUACAGAGCGUAGAACUGAGUGAGGUUAUAAUAUUUACCAGGAAAAGAUGUGAUAAAUAACCAGUUUUUAAAUGUUUACUUGAAUUUUCUCUUUAAACGGAAAUGAACAAGAAAAAUCUUGUGUGGAAGAUAUUCUUACUUGAACGAAACCCGUUCAUAUUGAGCAAUAUAAAAAUUAAAAUUUGAAGCAAGAAACUUGAAGGAAAUUGAAUUAAUUCAUUAUUUUUCUUAAUACGUAUAAGUACUGUUUUUUAAAUUAAGUAUUGAAUUGUAUGCAAUGUAUUUCUUUAUUAGGUAAUUCGAACUCGUUAAAGUGAUGGCUUACAAUGAUGGUAACAAAAUAACGUUUUCACGGGUUAAAUUACUUCAGAGCAUUGAAUAAAAGAAGAAAUGGGGCUCGCAGCUGAUCUCGUAGCGAACUGCUGUCACCCCUCUCGGCUCGUGGCACCUACAGGCAUUUCGAGACACCGGAAAACCGCAUUCCACAGUGUGGCCUCUUCCCUCUUUGCUCGCGGCGAUGCGGUCUGCUGCGGGCCCAGAGCGGCGGCGAUAAUGCGCGAGGCGCUGCGCUGCGGAGGCGCGUCGCUCGAGUGCCGUGCGCGAUUAGAUCGGAUUCGAUUGCUUGGGGGGGGGGGGGGGGUGGGGCCGUGGAUGUCCAGCGCAGGCCAAGUCCAGUCGGCCUCAACCCUCCGGCAAUCUGCGAAGCGAUUCAUCCGCACUCUUGAAUCCUCUGAUCUUCAGUGCGCAGCUGGCGGUGCUUUUGACUUCGAUUUCCGCGCCAAGGGCACUGAGGCACUUUUGAUCCUUGCUGAGAAGAGAGAAACGAAAUGGAUUCUAUGCGCAGCGGUGGCGGGGAGCGGCAGCGCGUGGUGGCGCCGGCGGCGCCCGCGGUGGUGGAGGUACGGCGCGAGGGCCACAAGCACCGCCUGGUGCGCGCCGCCAACGUCUUCUCCUUCGACGCCGCCGCCCCGCGCGCCGCCCCGAUGGCCGCGGGGGCGCUGGAAGAUCUGGUGGAGUGCCUGGUGUGUGGCGAGCGACUGCGCCAGCCUCGCAUGUUGCCGUGCCAGCACACCUUCUGCGCCGAUUGCCUGGUGGAGCGCCUGCAUAUGAAGAAAGGGCGGUCGUACGCCGUGCUGCGGUGCGCCGCGUGCGGGCUGGAGCUGCAGCUGGCGCUGCCCGCCGCCGACGCCGCCUCCGCCGCCGCCGCCGUCGUGGCGCUGCCGCGCAACGUGUACCUGGAGUCGCUGCUGCGCCUGGUGGAGCUGCAGCCCCCGCCCUCGCCCGCGCCCGCGCCCGCGCCCGCCGACGCCGAGCCCCAGCCGCAGCCCUGCGCC
Gryllus bimaculatus (two-spotted cricket) is the source of this 1787-nucleotide messenger RNA. The record is from the annotation of a GenBank genome assembly. Lineage: Eukaryota; Metazoa; Arthropoda; Insecta; Orthoptera; Gryllidae.